Molecule: messenger RNA, 672 nt
Organism: Dibothriocephalus latus
Lineage: Eukaryota; Metazoa; Platyhelminthes; Cestoda; Diphyllobothriidea; Diphyllobothriidae
Source: the annotation of a GenBank genome assembly
AUGUCACUCCUGAUGAUACGUGUUACCUCCUCGAGGGACUGUAGAGCGCACAUCCAGAACGGAUUCUGGUUCUUCAAGAUCGCCAUUAUCAUUGGCAUUAUGAUUGGUGCCUUUUUCAUCACCGAUCCAGCAUUCAUAACGACCUGGAUGUUCUUUGGGAUUGUGCUUGGCUUCCUUUAUAUUCUGGUUCAAUUAGUUCUACUUGUUGAUUUCGCGCACUCGUGGAACGAAAUGUGGGUCAAUGCAUACGAGGAAACUGAAUCUCGCAUAUAUGCUUGCGCUCUUCUGUUCACCACCUUCUUUUUCUACGGAUUAUCAAUCGCUGCGGUGGUCCUAUUUUAUAUUUAUUUCGGUAACGCUAGUAUUUGUGUGCUUGGAAAGACUCUCACCAGUUUCAACCUCAUUCUGUGUGUAAUUGCGACCAUCGUUUCCAUAUUGCCGGCGAUCCAAGAAAAGACGCCCAGGUCCGGUCUUCUUCAGGUAGGCCGCAUUUGUUUCAGUACUCACACGAAAGUACUAGUAGUCGGCAUCUUUUUUAUGCAUUUUCUAAAAAAAUACGGCGUCCUUAUUAGUCUUAUCACCUUCCUGGUGCACCAGAGUAGACGAGCCGUUUUCUGCUGGACAGUUAGGAAUGUCCGUCUAGUUAUGAGUGUUGCACGGGGCGGACGAUGA